AUGCCCAUCCUCAAAAACCUCCCGGUUCGCCUGAAGGGCGGCGGUCCGACCUUAGACAACGCUUUGAUCCUGCGCAGGAUGAGCCUCAACAUCAGCCCCCACCACCACAACCCCUUCGACGAUGACGACGCCAUCCACAGCAACGGCGGCCACGGCAACCACUGGUCGCCGGGCAGCUCGCUCCUGGACGGCGACGUGCCUCGUGAUCGCAACCCGUUCGAAGACGAGGAGGACGAGAACGAAGCCAACGAGGGGAAGAGGGGCGGGGUCGGAGGAGGAGGCGGGGGCUCGGUCAAGGGAUCCUUCAAGUUUACGUCCCCGCUGAAGACGCUGGGGAAGCUGGGAAAAAACCUGAGGGAGUCGGUGCGGAGCAAAGGCAGCGGGACGCCCUCGCCACAGGGGUCGCUGCAGGGAACGCCCUCACCUGCAGAGAAGAAGAAGAGAGGGAGGCGGAGCUCCGAAGGGAGUCUGCUCAGGUUUGCGGGUAAAUACCGCGACACCCUGAGCUCCCGAAAGGAGUCGAUCACCAACGGCGAGCUGAACUGUUCGGAGAGCGAGUGUGACUCCACCAGCCGCCGCCUGUCCUUCAUGAAGAUGGUGGGUUUGGGGAAACACAAGAGGGAGUCGAUGGCAGACCACUCGUCUCAGGGUCCGGAGGAGGCGCCGGUGCAGGAGGCGGUGGAGGAGGUGAAGCCCCGGGAGCCGCUGUCCGUCCUGGAGAUCCUGCAGCUGGUCAAGAGGCGGGACCUGUUCCUGGCCGACACCCACAUCCUGGAGCUGGAGCAGGAGUGCAAUGAAUCGGAGCAGGCGGACGACGCAGCGGCGCCAAGCGUCAAAGAUGGUGGCCGACGCAAAGCAAAGGACGUGGAGCUGCUGUACGAGGAGCUGCAGAAGGAGCUGUGGGCCGUGGUCAGGGAGUCUCUGCGCUCGCCCACCGCCGGACCCAACCUGGGCCUUGUGGUGCAGGUUCUGCAGCAGGAGGAGCAGGUGGACCGGGAUUGGGCGACCACUGAGGGGGCGGCGCCCGGCGGCCCGAGGCCUCGCAGUCUGAAGCGGCGCUGGUCGGAGGCGGUGGCGGAAGCGGCCGACGGGUCGCUGCCCCAGAGGGCGGAGUUCACGGCCGGCGAGCUGGGCGGGUACCUGGACCGGCUCCGGGCCCGGGUGGUGGAGGACCUCGGUGCCGCCAAGAGGAACGUGGUGUCUAUCUACCCUGAGGACUACCAGCCCGUCCAGGUGUAUGUUCAGAGCUACCAUCAGGCGGUUGCUAGGCGACUGGAGUCCAUCACUGAAAACCAGCUGGAGAUCACAGACAUCUACUCUCUGUUGGACUGGUUACACAACAUCUACGACAGGGACGUUCUGGGGACGUUCUGCAUCACGAGUCCGUUCAGUCGUACUCAGCUCAGUCCUCUGUUGCCGUCGGAGACCGUGGACCGUCUGGAGCUGGACUGUCUGAACUCGGUCCGGGCCAAGGUGACGACGGAGCUGAGUCAGGUCCUGGACGACGAGGAGAGGAGGUGGAUGGAGACGCUGCACAUCGAGGAGUUCCACAUCCCUCUGGCCCAGACUGUCAUACAGAGGCUGCAGGUGGACCUGGAGCGGUCGGCAUCCAUCAACAGAAGUCUGGGGUCCAGGGUGGCGCAGUGCAGCCUCAACGGCCUCGCAGACUUCCUGUACAGUUUCCAGCGUAAAGUGGAGAUGUUUCAUGAAGGGAUGCAGAGCGGGAUGUUUGGAGACAACGAGGAUGGAUACGUGUCCAAAACCAUCGCUCUGGUCAACUGCUGUCCUCCGUUCAGGGGCUUCGUGCAGCGUUGUGCUCAGUGCGAUCCGUCUGUCAGCGAAGACUCUCUACGUCGAGCGAACAAAGCUCUGGACAACAUUGUCCAACAGGGAGUCAGAGUCCUGUCGGAAAGACUGUACACUACUAUCAGGCCGUUCUUCGACCGUCUGGUGAAGAGGAAGUGGCUCAGUAACACGGAGCCGUUCGACCAAAUCCAGGCUCUGAUUAAAGAGUAUUUUAAGAAGUAUCAUCGUAUGGACAGUCCCCCGUACCAGGUCCUGGUUGCCGAGGUCCACCGCCGCGUCGUCAUGGAGUACCUUCGCUCUGUGAUGCGAGGGCGAAUCAUCUGCACGUCUCUGAAGAUGAGGAAGAGGACGGCCGGACGCCUCCGGGACGAAGGAGACCACAUUAAAGUCCUCUUCAAGGACCUGGAGUCUCCGUCCAGCUGGUUGGACAGCGCUCUGUCCCACAUCUCAGAGAUCAUCCACCUGGAGGACGUCCCCUCAGUCCAGAUGGAGGUGGCAGUCCUGGUCCGGGAGUUCCCCGACAUCAGGAAGAAGCAUGUGUCGGCCAUCUUGAACAUCCGUGGCGUAACUCGUCAGGUGGAGCGUCAGGAGAUCCUCGACAUCGUCAAAGACAUCGAGAGCGACGGCGGCGGCGGCAGCCUAGCCCGCCUCUCCAGAGACCGAAGCCUGUUCGCCGAAGUCCCGGUCACGUCCGAGGUCCACUGUCUGAACCUGGGCCUGAGCCGGAUCGCCCUGACCGCCUCGUCCUGCUUCAGCUCGCUGCGGCCGCGACGCCGCAAGACCAGGACGCCUGUCCAGGAGAACCCGGACGACGUCCUCUGAGGACAACCAGGACGACGGGAGCUGAUUGGUUUGGACAAAACGCUGCUUCUACAACACGUCAGCACCGCGACAGGAUUAUUUUUCAGAGCGUUGAUUUACAGACUUAAAGACUUUAAUCUCAGAAAUCCAGAUUUUUUUCUCGGCGUAUUUCCUCUGGUUCAUCCAUUUUUAGUUCAGUCUGCCCUAAAACGGUGCCCUAUACACCUGAUUUUAGCAUCAGUUAUGAAUAAUCAAACAAAAAAUCAUCAUCUUGGAUUUGAAAGACGUGAACGGAGGAUCGGACCGGACGCCAAAACAGAAAAGACCACGUUUCAUUCCUACGACAGAUGUUCGUUUUAUUGAGUGGAUAAAGUUCUGAGUAUAUUUUGACACAUAUCAGUGCAUCAGUUAUUAAAGUGCAUGAUGAAGGAGGAACCAGUUCUCAUGUUCAUUUAACUCCUGACACCUGGAGAAACCAUGAACGUCUGCUUUAAAGGUGAAAAUCUGUGUCAGACACUCAGAUUAGAAACAGGAUGAUGUUUGAUCUCAUUCGGCUUCAACUCUGAGCUCAGAGACUCUAAAUGUGGAGUAAAGUCUGACUAAACUGGACUGAAGGUCUGGUUAAACUGGACUGAGGUCUGGUUAAACUGGGCUGAGGUGUGGUUAAACUGGGCUGAGGUCUGGUUAAACUGGACUGAGGUUGGGUUAAACUGGGCUGAGGUCUGGUUAAACUGGACUGAGGUCUGGUUAAACUGGGCUGAGGUCUGGUUAAACUGGACUGAGGUCUGGUUAAACUGGGCUGAGGUCUGGUUAAACUGGACUGAGGUCUGGUUAAACUGGGCUGAGGUCUGGUUAAACUGGGCUGAGGUCUGGUUAAACUGGACUGAGGUCUGGUUAAACUGGGCUGAGGUCUGGUUAAACUGGACUGAGAUUGGGUUAAACUGGGCUGAGGUCUGGUUAAACUGGGCUGAGGUCUGGUUAAACUGGACUGAGGUUGGGUUAAACUGGACUGAGGUUGGGUUAAACUGGACUGAGAUCUGGUUAAACUGGGCUGAGGUCUGGUUAAACUGGACUGAGGUCUGGUUAAACUGGACUUAGACCUGGUUAAACUGGACUGAGGUCUGGUUAAACUGGACUGAGGUUGGGGUAAACUGGACUCAUGUCUGGUUAAACUGGGCUGAGGUCUGUCCAAACUGGGCUGAGGUUGGGUUAAACUGGACUGAAGGUCUGGUUAAACUGGGCUGAGGUCUGGUUAAACUGGACUGAAGGUCUGGUUAAACUGGAUUUAAAUCUCAUUGUCUCCUUUUAGUGGAAAAGUAUUCGACCUUCAGGUUUAAUUGUUGCACACGAUAAAGAACUUGUUGAAUCAAAGGUACUCUGUCGAUCGCUCUGAUUGUGUAUUUAAAGCAUUGAUUCUACUUAAAGCUUUAUUAUUAUUAUUAUGAAUAUAUGGAAUAAAUAUGGAUUCUUCUUCUUCUUUGUGGUGAAUAUGACAUGAAACGUGUGGGACAGAACUACAGACAGUUUAUGACUUUACAUUAAAUUGAAUUAUUAAAGGAUCAUUAUGGUGA
Sphaeramia orbicularis (orbiculate cardinalfish) is the source of this 4178-nucleotide messenger RNA. RefSeq names its product tumor necrosis factor alpha-induced protein 2-like. The coding region runs from base 1 to 2628 and encodes 875 amino acids. NCBI's taxonomy places the organism in Eukaryota, Metazoa, Chordata, Actinopteri, Kurtiformes, Apogonidae. Gene Ontology annotation, biological process: exocyst localization; exocytosis. The transcript is spliced from 14 exons. The record is from RefSeq and is a predicted model, not a curated record. Gene Ontology annotation, molecular function: SNARE binding. Gene Ontology annotation, cellular component: exocyst.